Messenger RNA from Coregonus sp. 'balchen', 24423 nucleotides. The record is from the annotation of a GenBank genome assembly. Lineage: Eukaryota; Metazoa; Chordata; Actinopteri; Salmoniformes; Salmonidae.
AUGAAUAGUGCGCGAGACCUGCGCAUACUCAGCAUCGUCAGCAGCCGCUUCUCCAGCCUCAAACUCAAAUUCGGCAGUAGAUCUGAGAUCUUUGAGGAUUUUUCUCAUUGAAUCAGUUUAAAAAAAGAUAUACAUAAAAGUUUCAGGAUACGACAGCCUCGAAUAUCUCUGGUAUAUCGCUGUAAGUUCAUUAAUCGUUUUUCAUUUUGCUUGUCUUUAUCGGUGCAGAAGGAGGUCGGGGAAUUUGACUUGCAUUUAGAACUGCAGUGAGUUGUGUUCAGCCUAACAGAGGCAGAAUCCAGUCCACAUAGAUGGUAGAGGAGUUGCAACGAUCCGUGAGUGGAGUAUGUGGAGUUUGUUAUUGAAAAUUAAGACGAUUUAGGGAGGCAUCUGCUGUGGUAUGAUAUUUUAUGUUUUUGUCGAGGUUGUUUCAGCACUGGAAAUCGCUCAGAAUAUAGAAUCAUACAGUUGCUUAAUAGGCUACUCGCCACGCACGAAUUGAAUUAGACUACUGGUCAUGUUUAAGAUGAGCCUUGAGAAAUGUCAGUUGCAUGCUAAAUAUCUCCCUGAACUCAAUAUAUUUAUACUGCGGAUGCAUUUCCACGGAAUAAUUUAGAAAGUGUGGUUGUAUGGGAUUUUUACGCUAAACUGCAUUAUCCCUGCUUCAUCAAAUCCUUGUCAACUAACGGAAUUUUAACAGAACAUUGCACGUCCUUUGCACAGCUUCGGUCUCAGCAUAUUCCAGUGCACAUUGGAGGAAUUGAAGCGAGUAACAGGCACAGUUUCUUCUAUGUACGUUUUAUUGACAGGUUAUUGUAGUCGUUUGUUGGAUAAUGGUGUAGCUAUUGAUUACAGCGUCUUUUUCGUGGGUAAUUAAUUGCUGCCGUGGGAAACAUCGUUAUAUAUAUUUUUAAUGGGUUCAAUUAAACGGGCAUCUGGCAAACAAUUGUCUUUGCAUAACGCAAUAACGUAGCCUACCACUUAACAUCCUCUGAAACUGGGUUGACAUGACGAUGUUGGACGAAGAUGAAAAUGGGUGAAUAUAAGAGGAUUUGGUUUAAUAUUGCGGUACCGCCGCCUUUCAAUUGCAGGCUAUGAGUAAGCUAUAAUACAAGUGCUAGGAUAACACACGACAUACAAUACUAUAUAACCGGUAACGUGUUUGAUUAUUUUCCGCAAUUAUUGAUCGCAAUAUGCGUGCGUAAUGUGUGUCGUCAGAUUAUGAGAAAUAUAUUCUUCAUAAUGGAAUGUAGUCCUUUUUGAAGCAACGGAUACAUCGCCUCCAAUCUAUCAAAUUCAUUCAGACGCUCUCUCACUAUCUUUAUUUUUAGGCAAAUAUAUGAAGGAUAAUAAAUAGUGGGACUAAUUCAUGACAUAUGAGCUGGCGGAUGCAGUUCAGGUUGUGAGCAUAUGGCUAACUUGUGAAAUAUAUAGUGCUUUGAGGUUCACCAAAUCUUAAUUGAAGUAGUUUUUUUUUGUGUGUGUGCAAAAGCUGGACACUAAUAUAAACCAAAAGAUACAACAUAGUUAUUGGGAAAGGCUGGUCUUAGUAGAAAGUUGGCUGCCUCUUAUUCUCCUUGAUCGUCUUGGUUUGAGGAUCCAUCAACGCCUCAAUUGUGUCUUGUUUGAUUCUCUUUUGAUCCAUUCAUGUCAAUGCUAGCCUACUGUUGUAUUUUAUGAUGUAUUGUUAUUGUUGUCUUCCUCCUUCAGUGGCAAACCACUCUCCAACCAUGGGUCGACGGACAGGAACGGCCAUACUAUGUGUGUGGGCCUGUUUGCUGAUGGCCAAUGUGCUUUGUGGGAAAAGGUAAGGUGGGCUUCGACCACACAGACAUAACAUUCGCUGAGCUAGAUUUGGCCCAGGAAGGAGAAUCACAGUGUUCUGUUCUAUGCUCUAGUUACAACGACAAUAUAUUUGUCUCUCAAGUCCCCAACAGAGCGGAAUUAGAAUUGAUUUUGUGAUGUGCAAUCAUGUCAUGUUGGCGUCCAUCCCUCACUGACAGUCUGUGAGAAAACAAUGUAAUGAUUAUGUUUCGCCAGCUGACCAUAUUUUUCCUUUGUGCCUAACUCUCUAGGAUGGCAGUAAUUAGGCCAUCACUUCAGGACGCCACACUGUAAUUGCCAUGAGGUAAUAAGAGGUGAACACGAGCUGGGGCUGAUUUUCCCAAAAUAGCAAUUACUGUGUUAAUGUUUCCAUUGGCUCAGCAGCAACAUGGGACAACACUGAAUAUUCAACCAAAGUAGAGAAGUGCAUGUCCCAGAUGUUCUGUCAUUUAUUCAAAUGAUGUAUGUGUCUCAUGUGAGGGUAGUUCAAUAUAGAAAGUCAGACGUGGGAAUACAGAUGGGGUCUGUGCCCUGACCACACCACUCAGUACCACGGUGUGAUGGGUUGAGAGAUGACAGCAAUAUGUGGUUUUGAAAUGUGAUUGUCACACUAUUAAUCCUGCCAUUGAAAGGACAGACAUUUGCGUGUACACCUCAAUACUAAUCCAGUCCUAGGAUAAACUUAGAGAAGUUUGACAUUGAACCAAAAUUAUGCAAAUAUCAAGGAUUCACUAUUUGCAAAUGAAGCCGUAUAUGCUAGAUACUCAUAUAGCAUGAAGAUGCUCGACUCUUAAAUUAAUAAUGUUUGGUCUUGCUAUUCUGCAAGCCUAAAUUAUUUAGUUGAACUGUCAGAGUCAUUCACUGAAGUUGACUUAAAUGGUUAUUUAUUGAGAUAUCUUGGCCUUUUGCCUCUCGGUCACUGUCCUAUGUACACUUAGAGUAAACACCACAGUUUAUAUGCUGAAGAACAUAUGUGUAGAUGGAAUAUGUACUCGAACAUGCGUGCAUAUCUCAUCAGUCUAAUGAAAUUGCCAUUUAAGGAUUUAUUUUCAGUGAGCUGUGACAUUCUCCCCAGUAAUCAACCGUGAGUUGAAUGUAUUUUAACUGCACUGCUUCAAGGAUGGCCCAUUUAACCAAUAAACACCUCCCCUGAUUACUCUACCUUACAACUGUCACUAUAAACUGCAGUGUAAUUAUUAACUAGUAAUUCACUGUAUUUACCGCUAGAACUCAAACACAAUCAUUGGAGGGUUUUUAAACAGGCGCAAUAAUCAGUUGUGCACACAUUGUAUUUGUGUUGUGGAUAGAGAGAAGGACCAUAUAAUGGGGUAACUAUAGUGUUUGGAAGAAGGUCUAGAGAGAGAGAGCUCCAGAGUUUGUGGGAUGGCAGGCAGGCUGAGGCUGCAGCAGCAUGCAGCAGAGGGCAGUACCGUUGCUGUUCAGAUGACCUGUAGAUGGGGAUGGUGUACAAUGUUUUAUGAGGAAGUGGCCCCGUCAGCUCAUAAACAUCCAGUCCAUUGCUCUCUGCUUAUCUGCACCCCUCCCCCCCCACUCUGCUGUUCCCCUCCUCGACCCCCCCAAUCCCAAAUAUACCCUAUGUCAAGUGCAUUUUUUAUUGUUGCGCACUUGAAAGCCCUCUGAGGCAUCCUUGUAUGUUUGCUGUUGUGGUUUUUUGUAAGGAGGAUAUAAUGAACUUAUCUGAUGGAAUGUACUGUAUCUCUGUGAUAAAUGGAAGAAAAUCUUCGGCAUGUUGUGUUUACAAGCGAGCAGAAAAUAAAAUGUGUGUGUGGGGAGAGGGGACGUGGCGGGGGGGGGGGGGGUAUUUUAGGGAGAUUUUAGUUAUUCAGCCUCACAUGACCCUGCAUGUAGUUUCUCAUAUCUUUGUUUUGGUGGCCUGGCUCUUGAGCUAAGGCAAGGAAGGCUUUGCCAUAUCUUAAAGUUUGACCCAAAACGUAGAAUGUAUGCCCAACGUGUGAUAUCAGAUGCUUAUUCUAAUUGCUUGUUCCAUUAUUUAUCAUAAUUCUUAAUAUUAUUUAGAUUCCCUAAAAGUAAUUUUAGCAGGAAGUGGCAUUUGAACAAAUCACCUAUGUGGUAAUGAAUGGUGUGUUAAUGUCAUAUUAACUAUAUUGUUCCUGCAGUGAUGUGAGUAGAAUGUCCUUAUUUAGAAGAAUCGUUUAACAGCUCACAUUUAAAGCCGUGUGAUCUGCCGCUCCCGCCCCUCCCCCUUCUCAUUCAUUCUCUCUAUCUCUCUCUCUCAUUUGUGGCUGCCAGCAUGCAUAUCCUCUCAGCUAUUCUGUUGACUCCUCCUGCUACUCGCUACUUCAGAUUCCCCACCUUUCCAUCCCUUCACCGGUCAAUGCUAACUAAUCUUGAUGACCUUCCCUUCUCCUUGGAGCUGUGUUCUGAGCAGAGCUUGUUUCCAAACACUGGGGACUGUUUAUUUACCAUGCAAUCAAACCAAUGUGGCCUGCGACUGGGCGGUUAAAAUGGAAGAUGAUUGCUCAGAGGCAAACGAUUAUUUAUGAGAAAGGCUUUCCUGUGAUUAUUUUGAGAGGGAGAGAAGAAAUCUCUCCCACCCCUUCCCAAGCCGAGUAUUUCCUUCUCCAUCCACACCUCCUGUUGAUAAACUACAAAUGUACACUACAUGAUUAAAACUUUGCUACUGAUUACUGUGUUGAAAUAUUAAUGAGUGGUGAUGUUAACUCUGCUCACACAAUUACUGAUUGUGAGUGUUCUCGGUUUGCCUUAAGCAUUUAGUUUCAUGUUGCACAAAGAGCAAACCCAAUUAGUCCUUUGCUGUUAAAAGGCCACAUUAAGGUAUAAUGCAUUAUGAGUUCUGCAUGUGUACAAUGUCAUGCCCUGUGGAUCAAAUAAACGUAUUUCUCACAUUCAUAUGGCUUUAUAAUAAUUCUGUUUCAUCCGAGGAAGUAGAUUUUAGAGGAUCAAGAGAAGUUGCUCAGCUGGGAUUUUGCUCCAACACUCCUGCAUCAAUUCACUGAAUUCACUGUCCAAAAUGACUCUUCCUUUUCGUCAGCUCUGGACAGAAUGGCCAGACAGAUGAGCAGAAAGACAACACCACAGUGUUCACCCGGAUCCUAGACCGUCUCCUAGAUGGCUACGACAACCGUCUCAGACCAGGGUUGGGAGGUACAGUACUGUACAAUGGUUUCUCACCAACUCAUAACAUUCUCAAGUUAGAGCUGGUAGGAAAUAAAAGGGUGAUGAUGAGUUACUUGGAUUUAUGCAAUAACAUGGUUAUUGCAUGCCGUAAAUUACCUUUACAGCAGCUAAUUUUCGGAAUCCUUUGUUGUCUUAUUUGGAAUUGAUGGCACGAGAUUGCACCACCCUGUUGGUUUACUAUUGGUCAUUUGCCAAUACUAUUAAUUGGAUGAUAGUACUCCAGAGCACAUAAAAAAGGGAGGGCUGGAGUCCUUUGUCCUGCUUGAAGAAAAAUAAAUCGGCAUUUCAUUCGCUUAUCGUCACAAGCAUCCUCAUAUCUUUCUUUUUUCUGCCUUUGCACUCAUAUCAGUGGAAUCUACAGGAGGGCGAUUUACUGUUAGCUAUUUCCUUAGAAGCAUGAUAUCAAGAACAAGUAUCUUUUGAAAAUGAAAGCAAACAGAAAAUAAAGACCCUUGGUGAAUAACUUAACUAAUUAUUUUGAGAAAUAGUGUAUGGUGUAGAUAUUCUCAUUGGGACCUUGGGGAGUUUUGGCUCUUUUCAUGGAAGUGUACUGUGAAAGACAGUUGUUGCCUAUACUGCUCUAGAUUCAACUCAACUUGACAGAGUAAUGGAGAGAUAUCUAGGCCUACUGGAACGUGAAGGGUAUUUGUAUGGAAUUGAUUCUCAACUGGCUUACCUGGUUAAAUAAAGGUGAAAUAAAAAUAAAUAAAUAAAAGUAUGGAAUUGAUAGUGUGGGGGCAUACAGACAAGAGAAUAUUACAUUUUCAGUGGCAAAUGGAGAGAAAUUAAACAUUAUGAUUGACACCAUUCCUGAUGUAAAUCAUGUUGCCAUUUUCCACUUCAAAACAUAAUGCUGUACAGAUGAAGGUACUCAAAAUACGUCAGACCAGGUGAAAUUUGAUCUCAGCCAAGAGAUUUGAAAAUACAUGAAGAGAUUGCAUCAGUCCCUAGGUAAUGGUCCUGACCCUGAAACGGAGAACUGCAGAAAUGGUUAUUGACCUCAAAAUCAGGAUUGUAAGGUGUCAUUUUGGAAGGGGGCUCUGUGAAAAUUAGGGAAUGAUACGAUCAAAGGGCAAUGCUCCCCAGGAUUACGUGCUAGUUAGAGCUAAUGAGGAGCCCUGAUCGACACUCACUCUCCUAAUUUCUUGGUUCAACAGAGCGUGUAACUGAAGUCAAGACUGACAUUUUCGUGACGAGUAUUGGGCCCGUCUCGGACCAUGACAUGGUAUGCCCGUCUUUCCUCUCUGUUAUUCCCCUCUCUGAAAUGUCACCAGUUCUGUGUCCAUGUUCUCCCCUUAACCUCUUUUGAUGUGGUUUCAAAGGUAAAAUGUUUAUAAAUUUGAUCAGCCCCAUUAGUUUUCGACAUAAAUGAAAUGUCACGAGCAAGGAAAUGUUAUUAGACCAAUUGGCUCAUUCAUUUCCCAGAUAAAUGCAACUUGUAGUCUUAAACAGAAUUAUAUUUGUAUGUCCAAUUUUAUUGCAUGGCAUGACCCAAGCGGAGAGGGCUUGGUAUUGAUGUGGGUAUAAUGACUUUGGAUCUUGUAUAGCCUUUGUCUUUAGAUUUGGCCAUGAUGUACAGUGUAUUAGCAGGUGCUUGGGACUAGAUUGCAAAGCCCCAGCUCGUGUCCCAAAUGGAACCCCUACUUAGUGCACUACUUUUGACACAUUUUAAUGGAGCCCAAUUGGCCCUGGUCAAAAGAAGUGCACUUUAUAGGGAAUAGGGUGCCAUUUGGGAUGCAGCCACAGAGAACAGAUGCUAUGGUUAUGGCCAGAGACAUUACCCUUCCUAUGGCUAUCAUGACUGGAUAAUGUGAUUUGAUAUAAUCACACUCAGAGAUAUAAACUGACAGUGGAAUGAUUAGACUAGUCUUUGCAAAAUCACCCUUCAGAAUGUUCUACCUGUUCUCCUCAAAUGAGCCAAACGCAAUUUCAUUGACCAAAAGUCGGUGUACCUACCAUUUGAAAAAUCUAGUUGGAUAUUGAAGAGAUAUUCUUUAUUGAAUGGCAACAGCGAUGGUGAGAUUGAUUUAUUAAUCAUUGCUCUGUUGAGAUGUCUUCUUUAACCACUGUGGAUGAAUCAUAGCGUCAGUAUAAAACAAUUACUAAUCUGACUCUGCGUAAUGUACACAGGAAUAUCAAGUCCCGGGACAUACAGUAUGUGAAACACACUCUCUCUCUUUCUCUCUCUCUGCCUCUGAUAUUGUCUCGCAAUCUUGAUGAAGGUUUGGUAUUGGUGCACUUGAACCGUGUGUAUUUGACGUAUUAUGAUUUUAUUACUGAACAUGCUCUAACAUAUGGACCUGCACUUUUUACUGCUGCGCAACUUCACAGUAAGUCACGGAAUGGGCUGGCCAAAAGGAACAGCUACAGUAGCUACCAUUUCCCUUUCCAGUCCAUUUCCAUUACCUUGCAGCUCUGUUACCGUUCACACUAAUUAACUCACGGCCGGGGAAAAAUAGAGAACCGGAACGUUGUAAAUUCACUGGCUAGCUAACUCCGUCAGGCAUUCUGAAAUAAUUCAAAGCUGCUCUUAGCCAUGGCGAUUAGUGCAUGUUAGAGUGAGAUAUCAUGCCAGUGUUUGUAUUUUUUGGUGUGCUUAAAUCUAGAGCACUGUGCUUCUUCCUCAUGUUUAUUGACGACACAUUCAUGAGGACAAGCUGGAAGGAAGAGAUGGAAGCUACUCCACCAGUUAGAUAGACCUACCUUUGUUGAAGCCUCUACCUUGACAAGACAAGACAGUCACCAGCAGGAUAAAUAGGCAAUUGCUGCUACAUGGAAGCCUAAGUGAUGUGUGAGAGAACAAAAGUAUUGAAAAGUGGGAGUGUGCAUUACUCAGCAACAGAUAUAGGAUGACUAGGGACAACCUACCUCUCCUGGGUCCUGACCUUGCCUUCUCUCUCACAGGAAUACACCAUUGACGUGUUCUUUCGUCAAAGCUGGAAGGACGAGCGGCUAAAAUUUAAAGGUCCAAUGUCUGUUCUCCGUUUGAACAACCUGAUGGCCAGUAAAAUCUGGACCCCUGACACAUUCUUUCACAAUGGCAAGAAGUCUGUGGCCCACAACAUGACUAUGCCCAACAAACUCCUACGAAUCACAGAGGAGGGAACUCUGCUCUACACUAUGAGGUAAGAGAACACAUUUGUCUGUUUUUGUUAUAUUAGUUUUAGGAAGAGGUAUUUUUAACACUGUAACUGGAAAUCCUUACUGGAAAGCAGAACAUGAUUUUCUCUACAGACAAUAGUCAUAAGUCUACCAGUCCCAUGAUGAUCAGUAUAUUGUAUUGUUUUUGUAGUUUCUGCUCUAGAAAAUAAUGUUGGUAUCCAGCAAAUUAUUUAUCUUUAAAGAGAUUGUAUACUGUAGUGGGGAGCGCUAAGAUAAGACCCAUAGUGAGUAGAGUGAGUAGUGUAGAAUAUAGUGGUAGAGUGGAGGCCCUUUGUGGGUUUUCAUUUGAGCUGAAACAUUAUAAAUAAUGGUCUCAGACGUGAACUUCCAAUGCUCACAAAAUGGAGCUAACGUGUGGGUCACAGGGGGUGGCCAUAAAACCUUCUUUAACAUGUUUAUUAGCAGAUAAGGACACAGUGUGAGUUCAUAUUUAUGGCGUAGAGAUGAUGAAUGGGUGACGUGUCAUGGCUGGGUUGACGUUCCCUUUUUCACUGUGUUGUCAGGAAAAGGCUGCAGCUCAGAGGUUUGCAGCAUUGUCCCUCCCUGCCAUUUUUUAUUUCUCUCUCUUUCUCUCUCACUUUCUCUCUCUUUGUCUCUCCCUCUCUCUUUCUCUUUUUCUCUCUAUGUAUCUUUCCCUCGCUCCCUCCCUCCUUCCAGACUGACAGUGAGGGCGGAGUGUCCCAUGCACCUGGAGGACUUCCCCAUGGACGCCCAUGCUUGUCCACUGAAGUUUGGCAGCUGUGAGUGUUUCCCCCUUUCUCUAUCUCUCUCUCUUUCCCUUCCGACCGGAAACGCGCUUCUCGUACCUGAUAGGAGCUGACAGUGGCGUUACAGCUGUUCUCCGGCAGGAUCUGACCUCCCAGGCCCCGCUGGGCCUCGCUAGGUGCACGGCAGGGCGGAGACCUCUGUUUAUCGGAUGCAGUAGUCCCUGUCAUACUUUCAGCGCAUCGUGCCAGGUGCUCAUGGCUGCCAGGUCUUCUGACCCCAAAUCAUCCUUGAGAAGUGAAGAAAGAAAGAGAGAGAGAGAGAUCGAGAGAGAGAGAAAGAGAGAAGAGAGAAAGAGAGAGUGAGAGAGAGAGGAGCCCGACAAUGAUGAGUCAGUCUGUUCGGAAUAACACAGCAUGAAUAAAAGACCAACCCUCAACUUUAAACUGGCUUGCUAAAUAUUUCAGUGAUGAGGCUCCUCUGCAGUACAACUCCUCUGCAGUGCUGAAGCAACACUGCACUGUGGAUGGCUUUGACAUGUCAGAGGGUUCGCCAGGAGGGAGGAAAUCUGACUUGGCUGUUUAAAGGUCAGUCAGAUUGAGAUGUUGUUUGUUUCUCUUCCCCUCUCUCUUCUCCCUGCCAGAUGCUUACACCAGAGCUGAGGUUGUGUACGUGUGGACGAGAGGGGCAGCCCAGUCUGUUGUGGUGGCUGAAGAUGGCUCUCGGCUCAACCAGUAUGAUCUGAUGGGGCAAAGUGUGGACUCUGGGGUUGUCCAGUCCAGCACAGGUUUGAUUCCCUUGUUUCCCUAAACCUCCCUCUCCUUUCUCUCCAAAAAGCUGCAUCACACUUCCACUGCUUUACGUUUGUAGGCUUACUUUGAGAACAUGUCCCAGAUUUGUAAUUUCCCUUGUGGGCAUCACAUCAUUUCUCUUCUUUUUGGUCCAUUGAUGCUGCAUGGCAUAAUUAGUGACAGUGUAAAAUGGGUGACCCCUUUACAGUGAGUUUAGCUGCAGGCAGAAAGGUAGUGCUUAAGACCAUAGAAAUCUAUGCUUAAGACAGCCUUUACUGUUUCUUUAUUGGUCGGUGUUUGAAAGUGACAAUACCUAUCUCAUUAAAUUGUAUAUGCUAAUUCUGAGGUACCAUUGAUUUAUCAAAACAAAUGUAAUUAAUUUUGCAUGGCCAUUGAAUAAGUGCAUAUUGAUUCCUUUGUUUAUGUCUCUGUCAAACAUAAAGAGCCAAUUUAUUACUACCUAAUUAAUUCCCAUUGCUGUCGCAGAGAAUUCUCUAUGUUAUUGCUGUCAAUGCACUGAUGGUUAUGCCACGUUACUGAGUUAGUUGAUAAAUGAGACCUUUAACAAUACUAAUAUAUCUCUAUGGCAACAAAACACCAUGCUCGUAACAUGGCAAACCACUCUAAAGCACACAGACAGAUUCCUCUCUAGUAUGAUAUAAUAGUCUGGGGGGGGGGGGGGGGGGGGGGGUUGAUUCAGAUUCAGAGUGUUUAAUAGUUGCAUGUACAGGGGUUGCAGGUGUGAUAGUAGGGUACAGUGAACAUCUUAGGCUCUGAGCUCCAACAUGAUGCAGUGAUGCAGACAGAACUGCAAUCUCACAAAUUUUUUUAGUAUAUCAGAUCAAAUGUGUAGGAUUCACAGGAGCACAAGAGCUUUAUCAAGUGGCCUUCCAACUGGAAAUGACACAAUAACUUCUCACGCAUCAUUCUCUGUUUCAACCUCUCCAUCCUGCCCGACAACAGGAGAAUAUGUUGUCAUGACGACACACUUCCAUCUGAAGAGGAAGAUUGGUUAUUUUGUCAUCCAGACGUACCUGCCCUGCAUCAUGACGGUAAUCCUGUCCCAGGUGUCCUUCUGGCUCAACAGAGAGUCCGUCCCAGCCAGGACUGUGUUUGGUGAGUCCCUGCUACUUCAUACCAAACGUAAACCAGUUGACAUCCAAUUUACACAGUCACCACACACAGUGUUAACUAACCACAGCAGGCCUUCACACCAGAGGGAACAGUGUGAUCUUCGUCACAUUGCCUUACUAACGUCCCUUCACAUGUAGCUCUGAAAUCAAUUACUAUAGUAGCAAUGUUGAUAGAGGAGGCCUGGUGCCCAUCAAUUAAUGAGCUUGUAUCAAAGCGAAGGAAAAGUAACACUGACACUCGCUCACAUUGGUUGGUUUCCUAAAGUCAGUAUCAAACCAGAUUGGUUGAAUCCUCUUAUUACGUCUGAGUUCUAAACCUACUAUAUUCUGGAGCACUGCACCAGCCAGAGGUGCAUUAAUUCUUGAUUCAACAGUGGCUGCAGUGGAAUUUCAAGUUCUACGCUGGCUGAGUGUGGCUGUGAGUAUGGAUGUGCGUGUGUGUGAGUGAGUGCACUGUGUGUGUGUGUGUGUGUGUAUGUCUGAGCUCUUACGCAACAGCGUCCAAAAGGAAUGCUCUUGUUCGUCAGUCUGCAGCAUGCUGCUCUGUAGCAGAACAGAGCGGCGGUUAGCUGGGCUGUCCUUGCUUUACCUCCCACUCUCUAUGCGCAUCGCCCAUGUCAGUGUCUCCCAUGGCUGAGUAUUUAAAGGAGCUUUCCGAGCUACAUAAUAAAGCAUCUUUGUGUCCCCUGUAGCUCAGUUGGUAGAGCAUGGCGCUUGCAACGCCAGGGUUGUGGGUUCGUUUUCCCACGGAGGGCCAGUAUGAAAAUAUAUGCACUCACUAACUGUAAGUCGCUCUGGAUAAGAGUCUGUUAAAUGACCCCAAAAAAAAAGUAAAGGUGAGUGUGAGGCAGAGGAUUUUUCAACAGCAACCCUAGCCUGUACUGUGUUUGCUUCAGGGUUCCAGUGGUGCUGUUAUGUAGCCUACCUGGUGCUGUUCAUCACGUGGCAGAAUGAGGAGUAGGGGAAUGAGGUUGACCUAGAUGCAUAGCACUAUCUGGAGCGUGUGUCUUCCUCAUGUCAUGUACUGUACUUCUGUCUCUGGGAGCACAAAACUCAUCCACUGUACUCACACUACAAUUAGCUAUUCAGUACUCAUUAUUUCAGGCAAGAGAUGGGCAUGUUUCAAGAGAUAGGCUAGGUCAAUGGCAUAUGUCAUUGAUAAUAAAUAAUGUACAAUGAAUGAUGUGAGGGGCAGUUGGUAUGUUUUAUUGUGAAGUUAAUCAUUAGGCUGUUGACAAAAAGCCAAUUCAUGUUUAUUUGUUGAAUGAAAGAUUCCAAUAAUCAGCUGUACAAGCUUGUAUUCCAAACUGUAGUUCUAAUGUUUUAUACUGAUGUUUAGAACAAGUAUGUCUUCACAACUCUUGCAAUGUAACUUGUUCAAGUCUUUAAGAAAUAAUUAGUGAAAUUAAUAAGUAGUAUUUGUCUCAUCAAAACAUAUUAGCUAGCAUAUUAACUAGCACAAGAUGUAAGGUAUUGCCUCCUGGUUGAUAUCCGAUGUAGGGGUUCUGUGUGAGUGAGCAAAGACGGCAUAUAGCAAAUGCAAAUCCUCCCUUUUAGAUAAAUUGGCAAUUUAAAAAAUGCAGCAUAGGGUUAUCUAUUUGUCAUUGUUGUGAUUAAAGAAGGCAGAUACAUUCAGAGCCAGUAUAUUGUAGUGGAAAAACAAUUGGCUAUUUAUUUAUUUAUCAUCCCAAUAAAAAAUAAAAAUAUGAUAAUGAUUAAAUGGCUCUGAAAGGAAAAUUGAAUUAAUAUGUUCCAUUAUAUUUCAUUUUGGAGCACCGUCCUCUAUUCUUUCUCUGUGGCUGUCAUAGACAUCAACGGUGCUCAGAAGAGUAGCUCUCUUUCUUCCCUGCUCUUAAAGUGAGCACCGCUAUUGAACAUCUUCUGGGUUGGUGUGUGCCACUGGCAUGGUUAGACAUGUGCAGAUUAGUUUUUAGUUAUUGAUAAGGUCAUGAAUAAAGCAGUAGCCUUAAGGUGGAUACAGUAGGGGAAUGGAGAGGACCACCACUGCUGGGAGUGGUAAGGAGUUAAAUAUUAGUUUAAUUUGAGAUUUCAUUUGAUAUACUUUAUUGGUUAUGAUUUAUCCAUUCUUUCCUUGUUACAGUGCUCUCUCUAUCUAAGUCAGCAAAGUGUGACAGUCUCAUUGCCCCACCUUGCCAUUCAUCACCUGAAAUGUUUAAUUUCAUUUUUGCAGUGUACCUUUUCACACUAUCACACUUUAUCUAAAAAAUUUUCCUCCCUGCUACCUACCGUCUGUGUGGAGGAAAACCUUGUUAAAAGAUAUGUAUCAUCUAAAUCAAGUGUCAGUUGCUUUUGCACACAGAGCUAAAUUGAGUGGAAGGGUUCCCAACAAUUGAGUUAUACCACUAUUAAUCCACUUAGAACUUUCCAGAUGGGUGCCUCUGCUCAUUAAGGGCCUUCAAACUCACCAACCACACACAGUCUAUUAGUCCAACUUGUCAAAUAGAGUCAUUUAAGACGAGCGUCAAAAUCAUGUUUUAAUGAAUCACUCGCUGCACUUAUUUAGGUUGAAAACAAUUAUAAAUACCUAACAGUGUCGCUCUCUAUUCUAUAAGCAAAUGUUACCAUGCCCACCACAUGACUUUGAUUUCAUUCCACACAUCAUUUGGGAUUUUAAUAUUCUUGGUUAAAAAAAAUACGACAUGAAAUGACAUUAGAGCUGGUGACGUGUUUCCAUGGCAACACAGCUUUCUGUCUUUAUGUAUGUUAGUGGAUCCUUCAGGAUACUUUGGAAAAGAGUGUGGUGGGGAAGGAAGGAAGGAGGCAGCUGCCAUAGACCAGCCUCAAUUCUUGACUGACUGUGGCAUGCCCAUCCCCAUCCCCCUCCCCUUUACCCAAACGUACUUAUCCAUCUAACCAUCAACCCCCCGUGAAGAUUUCUCAUAAAGGAAUGCUGAAGCCAAACGAGAAUUGUCUUGGUGGUGUGGUUUGAUGUGGGUGUUAUGUUCGCAUAUCGUACCCUGGUAGGUUUGUCCCUCCUGGGUCAUCGUCAAUGUUCCCUCAAAAUAAUUCAGCUCUGAGCAAAUUUCAGGUCUGCUGAGCACAAACUUGAACGUUGUGAAAAUUCCAGUGAGCAUUUACUGCAAACACUGAGGCUGUACCCACUUUAAGUUACAGUUUUAACAGUGGGCAAGUAGGCUACUGUGGCUAUUUGAUCAUAAUGUAGGCCUACCAGAGUGGCCUACCAUCAAAACAUGCAUCCCAUAACAUUUGAACAUGGAAAUAGCUGUUCUAUCAUUCAGCCUACAGUAGCAGCCAAUGUGUGGUGUUCAAUGUAGGCCUACAUUCCAUGAGACUUUUGGAAAAAAAAACAUACAGGGCUUGACAUUAACCUGUUUAUCCACUUGUCCUUCAGACAAGGAGGUGACAAACAUUUUUGUUGUGUUGUUUGAUGCAAGAAACCACUUUACAAAAUAAAAUGCAUUAUUAUUCCCAUACCAUUAUUACAGACAAUCAGACAAAUUAUGCUACCCUCUGCCUAUUGGCUACAGUACUUAGCUUAUUCAAGCCUGUCUCAAAAUGUAACACUGCCCCUUUAGGACAAAAAUAAAUGCUCUUUACCUGACUCGCUUUUCAAAGAUGUCUAGAAAUUUAUUUAUUUUUUGCUCUUGUAGGAAGCAAUCACUCCCCUAUUGCUGACUACAAAUUAUCUAUAACUGGGCUAAUAACUCACUAACUAGCAAAGGGUAUGAAAAAAUGUGCACCCGUGGCUACAUGCAGCUCUCGCUUUGAUCUCAAAACAAGCACAUCUACUCACGACCGCUUACGCUGUAAACACAGUCCAGUUCAAAGUAAUGACACAGAUCCAUAUAUGGCAAUGGUCUAUUUGCAUAUAGGCCUACUGCAGCUCUGAUUGUUUAUGCCGCACCGGUCUGUGUAGAGUACGGGCUGAGUCGUGAGUGUCAAUGCAAUAGAAUCCUACUCCGAUGCGUUCUGCCUACAACAAAAUCUCUUGCAUAGUUAGUUUUGUUUUGGUAUGUUGGAUUGAAAGUGGCUAAUAUUGCGUUGAUUCAAUCAUAAUUGCCACAGUAGUGAAAUGUUGAUAGUGUUAACAGGGAAAAUUCUAGAACAGUAGCCACCAACCUUUUCUGAGUGGUAGCCGAGAUCUACCACUCAGAUUUUUUUUACAUGACUUAAAAAACGUAAGCCUAUGCAACAUUAACCAAUUAAAAACAGUGCUGUAGUAAUGAGUUUUGUGCAGUAAGCUAUAGGCCCAAUACAUUAUUACCGCCUAUUGGCUUUGCUUGAAUUGCCCUGCCAAUGCAUUGUCGUUCGGGCCAUUUAAAAAAAGUAUAUUUCUACAUUUGAGGUAGGCUAUCUGAUCACACCGGUAACAGAUCCGUUGUUGUAUUACUUGUGAAGCACAGCUGAGUGAGCAUACAUUUAAAUAACUUGCUUUUUAUUUUACUGGGCUGAUGGUGCCUGCAUCUGAUGGUCAGUCUCAGCGGAGGGAGAGAGCAGCAGACUGAGGGUCCACCUCUCAACAUCCCUCCGCUCUCCCUUUCCUCCACUGACAUUGACCAAAAAGGGACACCGUCUUCCAGCUGAUGGCGAAACUCGAGUCGCACCGCAUUAUUUCUGCCUCAUGCACAAAUUCAUGUUGUUACUCCUAUGAACAGAGAAAGUGACAUAUUCCUGGAUAUUAAAAAAGACCCAAGCCACUAAUAAUAGCAACAACGCAAGCCUAUAGAUACACUUUCCUACUCAUUCAUUACUGCUGCAGUACUUGUGAAGCGCUAAGUGGAAAUAGGUGUUUGGUGCAGUAUUUCUCAAGUAAAAAAAAUUGCAUGAAAAACUAGUCAGUGUAUUGCACACAGUCUAUCGAAUCGGGAAAGUCUGGAUGCACGCUCAGGACUGAUUUCUGAGAACGACAACAUGUCUACAACUUCAUCAUCUGCAAGCUGUGAAACGAUGGUAAAUAAAGCACAAGCUACACGCUGUUUAUCAGUGCCCAAAAUCACUUGCCAUACGAGUUUAAACUUUUUCAAUGAAGCUAGCAAGUAAUGUUAGGAACUAGCAGGCACAUUGAGCAGCCAGGCCACAAUCAGGUCACUGUUGAGUGUCGACGUGUGUGCUUCGGUGCCAUUUGGUUUUUAAUAACUUUCUCACUAUCAAUUACCAUAGUGUGCAUCUGUUUGGCAGUGCUUCAUAGGGAAUCAUGUUACAAAACAAUAUGAGGGGGGACACAAGAUGUUCGCAAAUGGGUUUUGGAGUAUUGAAAAGUUGCAGUUGGGAUACAAGUGCGUUCUGAUCGUCUCAAUUCUCAAGUAAUUGACACUAUCAAACACAUCAGCAAGUGCCCAUUCCAUGAAGGGCUUAGGGCCAAGGGUUAUUUCAACAUAACACUGGCGAUGUGUUGACUUACAGUGCCUUCGGAAAGUAUUCAGAUCCCUUGACUUUUUCCACACUUUGUUACGUGACAGCCUUAUUCUAAAAUGGAUCCUCAGCAAUCUACACACAAUACCCCAUAAUGACAAAGCGAAAACUGUUUUUUAUACAUUUUUGCAAAUGUAUUAAAAAUAAUAAACAGAAAUACCUUAUUUACAUACACUACCAGUCAAAAGUUUGGACACACCUACUAAUUCAAGGGUUUUUCUUUAUUUUUACUAUUUUUUACAUUGUAGAAUAAUCGUGAAGACAUCAAAACUAUGAAAUAACACAUAUGGAAUCAUGUAGUAACCAAAAAAAUGUUAAACUAAUCAAAAUACUGUAUAUUUUAGUAAAGAUAUGUAAAAAUAAAGAAAAACCCUGGAAUGAGUAGGUGUCCAAACUUUUGACUGAUACUGUAAGUAUUCAGACCCUUUGCUAUGAGACUCGAAAUUGAGCUCAGGUGCAUCCUGUUUCCAUUGAUCAUCCUUGAGAUGUUUCUAAACAUCAUUGGAGUCAAUCUGUGGUAAAUUCAAUUGAUUGGACAUAACUUGGAAAGGCACACACCUGUCUAUAGAAGGUCCCACAGUUGACAGUGCAUGUCACAGCAAAAACCAAGCCAUGAGGUCGAAGGAAUUGUCCGUAGAGCUGCGAGACAGGACUGUUUCGAGGCACAGAUCUGGGGAAGGGUACCAAAACAUUUCUGCAGCAUUGCAGGUCCACAAGAACACAGUGGCCUCCAUCAUUCUUAAAUGGAAGAAGUUUGGAACCACCAAGGAUCUUCCUAGAGCUGGCCGCACAGAAAGACUGAGCAAUCGGGGGAGAAGGGCCUUGGUCAGGGAGGUGACCAAGAAACCGAUGGUCACUCUGACAGAGCUCCAGAGUUCCUCUGUGGAUAUGGGAGAACCUUCCAGAAGGACAACCGUCUCUGCAGCACUCCACCAAUCAGGCUUUUAUGGUAGAGUGGCCAGACGGAAGCCACUCCUCAGUAAAAGGCACAUGACAGCACGCUUGGAGUUUGCCAAAAGGCACCUAAAGACUCUCAGACCAUGAAACCAAGAUUUAACUCUUUGUCCUGAAUGCCAAGCGUCACGUCUGGAGAAAACCUGGCACCAUCCCUACGGUGAAGCAUGGUGGUGGCAGCAUCAUGCUGUGGGGAUGUUUUUCAGCGGCAGGGACUGGGAGACUAGUCAGGAUCGAGGCAAAGACGAAAGGAGCAAGGCACAGAGAGAUCCUUGAUGAAAACCUGCUCCAGAGCACUCAGGACCUCAGACUGGGGCGAAGGUUCACCUUCCAACAGGACUACGACCCUAAGCACACAGCCAAGAAAAUGCAGUAGUGGCUUCAAGACAAGUCUCUGAAUGUCCUUGAGUGGCCCAGCCAGAGCCCGCACUUGAACCCUAUCGAACAUCUUUGGAGAGAAAUGAAAAUAGCUGUGCAACAACGCUCCCCAUCCAACCUGACAGAGCUUGAGAGGAUCUUCAGAGAAGAAUGGGAGAAACUCCCCAAAUACAGGUGUGCCAAGCUUGUAGCGUCAUACCCAAGAAGACUCGAUGCUGUAAUUGCUGCCAUAGUACUGAGUAAAGGGUCUGAAUACUUAUGUAAAUGUGCAAACAUUUCUAAAAACGUGUUUUUGCUUUGGCGUGAUAGGGUAUUGUGUGUAGAUUGAUGAGGGAAAAAAACUAUUUAAACCAUUUUAGAAUAAGGCUGUAACUAAACAAAAUGUGGAAAACAUCAAGGGGUCUGAAUACUUUCCGAAUGCACUGUGUAACUGGCCUAAUAACUCGCUAACUAGCAAAGAAUAUCAACAAAUGUGCACACGCGCGGCUAUGCUCUCUGAUCUGAACUGAUCUGAAAAGCCAUUCACUUGUCAGUGAUUGAAAAAACGCUUGUGGGCUACCCCCCACCGUUGCGCUCUGGCUCUGCCUACAACAAAAUCGCAGACACCAGUCUUGCAAAGUUAGAUUUGUUUUGGUUUGUUGCAUUGAAAAUGGGCUGAUAUAAUGUUGAUUUGAUCACAGAAUUUUUUUUGAUCUAUAUGGUGCAAACUAAUGGGGCUAAUUCAGCAAAGUUCAAUCUCUCUACACGGCCUGGCGUUUCUUUUCUUCUGCUCGGCAGUCUUGGAGGAGGUGCGCAGCCGCGCACGUGUGAAGCUUAGAGGGAACAUUGCUCCACAAUUGCACUUGAUGGUUGUGUAGAAACCACAUCACAGGACCAAGGUCCAGACCAAAGGCAGUAGAGUCACAAAGUUUCAGUCUAUAAAGCAUCAGGUUGAUUCUCUGUGUGUCUCAUCUCUCCAUCGCUGUCUCAGUGAACUAAGUCCUCCAAGCAGAGCAGAGCAGGGAGAGACAACGUCACAGUAGUCUAUCAACAUAUGAUGACGAGGCGAGCAUUGCCCGUUCCCUAUACCUGUACACCCAGUACCAUUGCAUUAUAACACUAUGGUGGUGGAGGAACAGUCCAUUAUAUUGGAUUCAUAAGCAGCCUCUCAUUCUGUCCCUUGAAUUGCCUUCUUUGGCCCCAGCCGAGUUCUCUGUGUAAGCUGCUGGGCUGUUUUUGUUUUGUGGUGUAAACAUCUGCAGCAGUCCGUGUGGAUGAGCAAUGCACCGACAGACAUCCCCUGAACUGCUUCUCUUCUCCGAUCCCCUACUCUCACCUCUUCUUUAACAAAACCCAUCCACAGUACAGAACGACACCCUUGCAUAAUCCUGUAGGCUUAACACCCUCCCCCUUUCUGUUUUUAAAGUCAUACAACCUUUUGUGUGCAGGUAUUAUGCAGGCUUAAAAAAAACGCAUGUGUUUUGGUGCUUUUAUAAAAAAUAUAUGUGCCUCCGCCGGCAUUACGUGACAAUUCCUAUUUCUCUGGGGCUGCAGCCUCAUUGUUCAUGUAGUGCAUGAAGUUGGAAUCAGGGAGGUAUUGGAGAAGUUGGCAAGCUUUUCGCCAGCUAAUCAAAAUGUAAUGCUCAGGCUGCCAACAUAAUCGUAGCUUUUGCUUAAUCCAUUUAAGCAAUUUUACCCAGUGACCAAUUGUGUUGGUACUGAUUCAAGAUGCGUAAAGUUACAUAUGUCAACAGCAGUGUGCUAUACUCUCACCAGAACAUCCCCAUUUUGGAAAUGGCCACGCAUACUAGACUAGGUUGGACAGAGUGUGUAGUUGUAGGAUGUAAUAUGCGUAUUUAGCCUACAACGUAAAACCCAAACAAGCAAGAACAUGAUCUAUCUAUUUCAGUCUAGAAUGUAACCCAUUCUCCCGCUCUGUCCCUACAGGGGUGACAACUGUGCUGACCAUGACUACCCUCAGUAUCAGCGCUAGGAACUCUCUCCCAAAAGUGGCCUACGCCACAGCCAUGGACUGGUUCAUUGCAGUCUGCUAUGCCUUUGUCUUCUCUGCCCUCAUUGAGUUUGCUACAGUCAACUACUUCACAAAGAGGGGCUACGCCUGGGAUGGGAAAAGUGUGGUGCCAGAGAAGGUAUUCGUAGUAUUAUUAUUAUUAUUAUUAUUAUUAUCUCACAUCAAAUAUAUUGUAUUUUUAAAUAAUUAUAUAUUUUGUGAUAUAUUAAUCAUAGAAUCCUUAGUUGCUAUCCAUUGAUAUACCAUUGAUUCUUGAAGAAUAUAAUGAAGAAAUGCCUCAUGAGCAUAGUUCAACUUCUGUACCCCAUCAGAACCCAAAAUAUAAGCUUGUUUUACUCUAAUGUUUGUAAACAACGUAAAUGUCAAAACAUGGCUGAAACUAUAUAUUUGAUAUCAUGGAUGGUCAGUCCUUGCAUCAAUAGCUCUGUCUAUGAAUUUGAGAGAGGUUACAUUUCACCAGCCCCAUCCUGUAGCUUUUUAGUGAAAGGGGGGCAGGAAGAAUGCUUUGUUAUUGUUUCAAUUAAGGAUUCUAGCUUUAAGAUAACAAAGCUCAAACAUAAUUAUCAGGGGUGUUCCACCUAAAACCAGAGCAGUUAGUUCUAUAUUAUUGGUGGAGCACAACAGUGAGGGUUAGUUUUAUGUCACUAGCUCAUCUCAAUGCAAAUGAGAUUCAUGGGACAUGACAAAAACAUUAAUAGUUUAGAGUUCCUGCCGAGUCUUCUGGUGCUCACUGUCUCACCGGUGCAGUUAGGAGUACAGUACAUUACUAUACUGUGUGGUCUCUACCUGCUCCUAAACAAAAUUGAGACAAAAUACUAGACAAACUCUUACACAAUGUCUUGCCAUUAUCACACAAUGUUUUGCCAUGUUUUUUGAACAAGCGAGAGCAGACAUCUGUACUUAUCCAUUCAGGUUGUACCCAGUUUGAAUUGUUAGCUUGUCAAUGUGCUUUGUUGGUUGGUUUCUUGUGAGAUAACCCAAGGCACUGUCUGUUUAUCCUCCUUGCAGCAAAAGAAAAAGAAAGAGUCCCUCCUGAAGAAGAACAACACCACGGCUUACACCGCCGCCACUGCUACAGCCUUCGCUCCAAACAUUGCCAGGGACCCUGGUUUGGCCACCAUUGCCAAAAGCGCCCCCCCUCCCCCCACCGAGCCCAAGGAAGAACCCAAGCCCAAGCCACCAGAGGCUAAGAAGACCUUCAACAGCGUCAGCAAGAUCGACAGGAUCGCCAGAAUAGCCUUCCCAUUACUCUUCGGAACCUUUAACCUGGUCUACUGGGCAACUUACUUGAAUAAAAAGCCCAAGUUACUGGGGAUGACCCCGGGAUCCCACUAAUCCCAAUCCCCCCUUCUCUUUUUUCCGAAUGUUUAUUUUCAGAAAACAUGGUGUCCAUGCUGGUUGAGUUCCCAGUCGCCACAUUGCUUCAAUGUCACAUACUGUACCUUCCAAGAUUUAAAAAAGAGAAAAGGUUUUAGGAUCAGAGCAAUGUGAUGACUAUAAUGGGAAUUGUUUUGGGAGGGAGGGAUUAUGCUACUAAAGGAAAUAUGCUAAAAAUAAUAUAUGAUAUACGCAAGAGAAUGCUAUUCUACAAAUUCACAUAGCCCAAAAAUUGUUAAGGAUCUAUUCUUUGUUUUAGUUUUCUGAUAUAUGUUCAGUUGUUGUUUUGCAUUAAAUCAUUGACACUGUAAAAGAAAAUUGUGUUUUUGCAUGGACUGGAAGUUUUUCUUUUCAAAGACCAAUCAAAAUUUGACUGAUGGCCUAGUUUGUUUGAUAUCAGUGACAAAAUGCUACCUUCAAUCUCCGUCAAAUAUUCUUCCAUUCUCUGUAGUUGAUAUUUUGGGGUUGUUCAUUUCCUUUUGUUGAAAGAAUCAAGAUAGGGUUUCAGCAAUAGCAAUAAAACAUGUCUCAGUGGAAACAAUGUCAUUAAUUCAUGGAUUUAAGAAGAGGAUAGAAACAAUUUGUUUAUGUGCAACAUUAUGAAUACAAUUUAUUUAGUUUUAUUGUAAAUAUUAUCAAGUGUUAGAGAUUACGUUUAAGCUUUGCAAAAUGUAACUAAAGGGUAUUAAUAUUCAACACGUGGCAGAGAAAGUUUUUCUUUUUUUAACUGUUUAUGAAACAUUGGAAAUAGUUUGUAUGAAGAGAGUAUUCACUGGUUCACUCCUAAGUGACUGUUUCUUACCAAGUCAGUGUUCCACUGAUGGCUGGUCAACGUUGCCAGUGGUUAUAAUUGAAGUAUAAGUUAAUAUCUAUUCACCCUAAAUCCAUAGCUAUGUACACACUAACAACAACAAUGUGUCAAGGUCUGGGGUGGGUUAGUAAUGAGUAAGAAUGUAAAACUGUAAAAUCUAAAUGUCGGAAUGCAUUUUAUAUUUAGAAUUAAAAAAACACUAUUAUUAUUUAUAUUGGUUUCUGGUUUCUAUGGCAAUAGAAGAACCCCUAGAGGGUCAUUUGUACAGGGCCCAGAGGACUGUCAGCAACAUUGUUUCGUUUCUAAGAGGGCUGCUAGCAGUAAGCAUUGAAGCGGGCGGGCGGUGGCAAAUGCAUUGAGAGUGAAGAGCAGUGCAUUUACAUUUUCAGGGUUGAACUAAGGAAAGGAUACUCCUUUAAUUGAUGGCACUAUGUUUUCCAUUCUGCUCUAUUCCGUGACCCUGUGAAGGCGCCAUGGUUCCCAUCUUCUGUUGACAAUGUUUUAGACAACACUCAGAAAGUACCAGCUACACUGCCUUCAGUCUCACAUGCCGUUAGAGGAAUGCUUCUUUUGGACUGCAUUUGUUGCUGCUUGAUGUUGAUGAGAGCGAAAGGGAGAUAAUACAGAGGCAUUAAACGUGAUGGGCUAGUGCUGUGUCCUACACACAGGAAAUGUCUUGUAGUUCUAUGAUAGUACUGGAUACCUAUAUUUUUGUAGCAUGAUAUCAAUCCCUCCUCAAAGAGACCCAACAGGUACUAAACCGAACAUGUAAAAAUAUUGUUGGUUUCUUUUUAUUGAUUUUAUUUUUUCACAUUCAAACAUACGCAAUGAGAUGUUUUCUCAGAUGUGGAAAGUUAAAGUUAAUUGUCCUAAAAUUCUGUUAAUGUAGCAAUAUCGAUUAGCAAGGGCUUUUAAAAAAUCUGCAUUCUCCGGUGUGAUAUCCAUAGCUUCAUGUUGACCUCAGUAAUCAUAGUUCCAUGUGUAGCAUCGGUAUCCAAAAAGUAUUUGGAUUAACGCUCACGGGCAAUGUCUUUUAGUUUUUCUUCUCCGUAGUUUUCAAGCCGUCAGCACCCAACUUGCUUUCAGAAAACCAUGAUCCAAAUUGAGAGUGGGGGCAUUGUAUGGCAUGGAUUGGGGUGUUUUUACAAUAAAUGGGGAUUGUAGUACUGGACAUUGUGCAGUGGUGACAAUAUCUCUGGACCGUGUAGACAGACUAGUGUGUAUUGUAGAUCAGUGCACAGGGGUAAGAAGGUUAGUGUAUCCCAGAGGGAGAAGGAGAGAGUCGGUUGUAUUAUGACCGAUUGAGAGGAUCCGUUGCUGGAGAUGGAAGGCUUUCAGUAUGCAAGUGCACUCAGUCUCAAACUGCGUUAGGAACACAAGUCCUGUGUGAAAUGUAUACAUGUAAAUAUAUAGAUAUUUCAAUUUAAACCUAUUGUAUGGAUGUUUAUUAUCAUGAUGAAAAAAUGAUAUAUAAUAUACAUAAUGCAUAUAUGACUAUUUAAUAUAAAAAUACUAGCUAAGAUAAUAGAUAUUGUUUGUACCAACUUAUUGUUAUACAUUUUGCACAUUAGAAGCAUCCUUUACAUUUAUGUAGUCAACUUUGUGCCAUGCAAGGUCAGCUUUGAAACACAUUCAUUAGCUUCUUUCCCUGACCAUUGUGUUUUCAAAUGAACAAGGUAUUGUAAAAAGAUGAACUCUUUAAUCAAUCAUGCACCCUUAGCCUUUUAACCAUUUUCUCUGCUGGGUAAUCGUGAAUUACUCUUCUUUAUUUUUGAUGUACAGGUCGAUCUAUUGAUGGGGAGAUGGCUUUGAAUGUCAAUUGCACCUUUUUUUAAAUAUGGCAAUAAAGUGAGUCAAUUGAAAACCACAAAAGUACUGUAUAUUAAGUUCACAUGAAUAAUUUUAUUUGAGGAUUUGCUAAUAAUCAGUGAUGAUAAAUUGCCGACUGGACAUAUAAAUGUUUUCCUUUUUCAUAGAACUUUAGCUUUAAAGAUAGCAAAAUCCCUGAAGGGUUCCUCUAUAUUGUUUGCUAAUUAAAACCUCAGCUAAAAUACAGUUCUUGACAUUCAGAGUGGAAAGUGGGCCACCACCAGUUGUUGUUAUUUUGUCAUACUAAUUUAGGAAGGCAUUGUAUCUGUUCCAGAGCACUGGCUGUAGAAUCUGUGGUACAUUUGCAAACAUGAGCUUCCAACCCCUUCUCCUUUCACAUACAGCAGCUGUAACAUGUAUAUAAAUGCAUCGCAAACCGAUCCCCUAUGUUGGAGACCAAGUAAUCCCCCAUUUAGAACUGUUGUUCUGGACAGUACUUGCUUUUCAAAGUUGGGUCUUUGAUCAAUGUUAGGUACCUGUGGGAGUUUUUUGUUUUCUUGUGUUUUAAUUUAUCAGGCAUAAAAAAAAAAACUAUUAAUUUGGAAAUAAAACAACAUUUUUUAAAGCACAACUGUUGAAGAUAUAUAAUGGAUGAGGGGUAAACGCAUCCACACUCACUGAUAUGUGUUUGUGGUAUAUAAUGUAUGAUAAAUGACAAACGAUGAUGGAGAUGGGGUAGGAUUCUGUUGGAUUGGGUGGAAAGGUGUACCUUCUGUAAAUGUUUUGUUUUGUUAUGAUAUGGCCCUCUGUAGAAUCUGUCUUUAAAUAAAAGAGAGGAAAACAGUCAUGUUGACAUUUCUAUCAAUGUGUAAUAAAUUGAAUUAUAAAAAUGCC